This is a messenger RNA of Schistosoma spindalis, 2121 nucleotides long. The record is from the annotation of a GenBank genome assembly. Lineage: Eukaryota; Metazoa; Platyhelminthes; Trematoda; Strigeidida; Schistosomatidae.
GAACAACUUUUCUUGAAGACAUGAUAUUUCCUUACUUAUAUCAACACACGUGGACAACUGCGCACACACAUUCGAUUGGAAGAAUGUGGAAAUCUUGGACAGAGGAAAUUCCAAAAACACAAGAGGAUUUUUAAAAGCCCUACACUCAGGUCAAUCAGCAAUCAACAAACAUAUUGAAAUCAAUCUAAUUUAUCAACCAAUCAGGAAACUUAUACACAAAUAUAGGAACAAGAAUCAAACUAAUAGGAGACAAAACCAAAACCAAAAAGUAAACAAUGACAAAUUUAAGAUCAAUAAGAACCAAUCAACAUCGAGGUGUACAGAACAAGCUGUGAAAUGCAUAUGGUGAAAUUCGAACACUUCCCGUCUAUCGUUCAGAAGAACAAUGAAAGCUCCACGAUCAAAUCAUCCAGCUCAGGGAACAAAACUUCAUCUAAAACAAUUGGUGUUUCAUUGUUAUUUGGUGGAGAUUAAUUUUUAAAAUGGAACUUAGUUAAACUGUUGAUCAAGUUACUGGCUAUAUGAUAUAUGAGCAAUUCAUAGAAAAAACGUGACAGAUUCUAAUGCUCUCUGUACAUAUAUGUCAGUGAUAGACUUAUGAAAUUGAAUCCGAAUUUCAGUGUGAAUGUUUUUGUUUUUCGACUGUUUUUUUCUAUUUCAGCACGCAAAAAGACUAUCAAAGUUGUAAAAGUUUUCGUCUUUUCGUAUUAUUAUAAAUUGGUUAAAUCAACCCUUCAGUAUCAACAAGAGUUGCAGAAUAAUCAACAAAAUACUGUAAAAGACUCCAACUCUUUUAAUUUCAUUAAUGUAACGGAAUGUAUUGAAUUGAACGAUGCUAAUUUGAACUUCAUUAAUCAACAAAGUAGAACAAAGUGGAAUUCAAGUUCAAGAAAUUCACAUUUACCACCAUUAAAUAGAAUUACCGUUAUCUCUGAAGAUGACUUUCAUCAGUUAUGUGCUCUUCUGGAGUUUCGUGGUUAUUUUCUUAUUACAUAUACAAACAAUGGUACAAAAGAGAUAGUUUGUUAUCGAAUUCCAAUCGAUUUGACAGAGAAAUCUUCUUCAAAAGAUGAGAUUUCUUACAUGUUGGAAAAAUCUUUUUGGAUGAAUGAUAACAGCACAAACAGUAGUAUAUUGGAUAAUCACAAUCACAAUCAUAAUAAUAAUAACAAAUCAAAAAUAUCAUCUAUUGAGCCAGAUAAUUUGAUAAUAGUAACAACGAAUUCAUCAUGUUGUGAUAAUUUUCUUCGAUGUUUCUCUCUUCCACUGAAUUCUAAUGGAAAUAACAAAAGUUUGAUAAAAGAUUGGACAAUUGAUUUUUACUGGAAUCGUACACCAGAAAUGUAUGAAUUUGGUGAAGAAGGUUGGAGUAGUGUUGGUUCACCUGUUGGUGCAUUAUCAGGUGUUUAUGAUCUGGUUGAUGUAAAACUAAAGUAUCGUUUUGAUAGAAAUUCUGGAUUUGACUUUUUAAUAAAUGGAAAUGAUACUAAAGAAUUUAUUGUACAUAGUUUAGCUGAAAAGCGUUUACAAGCUAGAGUUGGUGAUUAUUAUGAAUGUGUUUCAGAGACACAAUUGAUUUUUGAUACAGAAAAUAGUACAGUAGUUAAUUCGAAUAAUAAUUAUAUAAAAUUAUAUAAUGAUCAAUGGAAUAUUAUAAUGAGUUUACAAAGUGUACGUUCUCAAGCAUUUGCUGAUGUCAAUGUACCAGAAUUUACUGGAGCAAGUGUUGUAUGUGCUGGUGAUAUUUCACAUGAUAUGAGUCUAUCUAUUGCAAUUGGUUUAUCAUUAUGUAGUUUAGUGAUUUGUGUAUUAUUCGGUUUAGCAAUUAAUCAUUUCAGACAAAAAGAUGAAGUCUUUAAAGCUGUGGAUACAACAGGAGAUGAUCAGAAAUCAUGAUUAUGAAUACUUUUGUCAAAUUUCAUACAUUUAGUAUUGUCAUCACAUUCAUGACUUAAAUUACUCAUGUUUUGAAUUUAUCAUUAUUCAUUAUUAUAUUAGUCACUUGAACCAGAUCAGUAAAAGUUUUGUAAGUUGAAGACAGCUGAUAGUCUAUGCAUUUUUUCUCUUUUUUUACAUUUAAUUAUUUCUAUUCUAAUUUUAGAAUAAAUACUACUUAUAGAA